GCCAGCAGCGGCGUGUAAAUAAAUGCUCCUGGCACGACGCGGCGACUUGACCACAUCUCGUCCUCCACGCAUUCUAGACACCUAGACACUACUAGAACUACAGCAGCGACUCAACUCGCCCAUAAUGACAGGAGUACAGACGACACAGCAGCACGCCGGGCCAUCGCGCCUCACGCCCCGCGCCAACCCCAACCUCUCGCCCGAGGUCAUCGUCGUCGGCGGCGGUGUGGCGGGCGCUACGCUCGCGUACGCGCUCUCGCACGCGGGCAGGCAGGUGCUCAUGCUCGAGCGCGACCUGUCCGAGCCGGACCGUAUCGUUGGCGAGCUGCUCCAGCCGGGCGGCGUGGCUGCGCUCGCUGCCCUCGGGAUGGCGAGCACGCUCGAGGGCAUCGACGCGACCCCCGUCGAGGGAUACUGCGUGCUCUCGGGCACGCGGCAGGUCGGCAUCCCGUACCCCGACCUCGAGACGUACGUCGCUGCCGAGGCGAGCACGGCGAACGGCAAGGCGAACGGCAAGGCCGUGUCCAAUGGCCACGCGAACGGCAAGGCUAACGGCCACGCCAACGGCCAUGCGACCAACGGCCACACGGCCAUCGGCGAGAAGGAGCACUGGGCCGUCGCGACCGCGUCUGGCCGCAAAGAGGGCCGCUCGUUCCACCACGGGCGGUUCAUCCAGGCGCUGCGGGCGAAAGUGAUCGACGAGAGCGAGGCGAGCGUGCUGGAAGCCACCGUCCGCGACCUGGUCUACGACCGGGUGACGAAGGAUGUCGUCGGCGUGACAGUCGCCAUCAAGCCCGAGGACGGCGACUCGGAGCCCACGGUCCGCGAGAUCCGCGCGCCGCUCACCAUCAUCGCGGACGGGUGCUUCUCCAAGUUCCGCCAGCAGCCGGGCACGCGCCUGCCCACGCCGAUUCUGCGCUCGCAUUUCGUCGGCGUCGUCCUCAAGGACGUCGACCUGCCGCUCCGGUACCACGGCACAGUGUGCCUCACCCCCCAUGGGCCAGUGCUGCUGUACCAGAUCGGCGACCGCGCGCGCGAGAUCAGAAUGCUCGUCGACGUCAAGGGCAAGCUGCCGAGCGUCGCGAACGGGGAUCUGAAGAAACACAUCCUGACAGACUUCCUCCCCCACCUGCCGGCAGAGCUCGCGCCCGCCAUCCGCGCCGCGCUCGACACACAGCGCCUGCGCACCAUGCCCAACAGCUUCCUGCCCCCCUCGAUGCAGGGCACCGGCUCGAGCCCGCGCGGGACGAUCAUGGUCGGCGACGCGUGGAACAUGCGGCACCCGCUCACUGGCGGCGGGAUGACGGUCGCGUUCAACGACGUGGUCCUGCUCACAAAGUACCUGAGCAUCGACGACGAGCUGCCCGCCGGCGCGCUGGAUCGUUGGGACGUCAUCGCCGACCGGCUGCGCGAGUGGUUCUGGGCGCGCAAGGGCCUGUCGGGCACCGUGAAUGUGCUGUCUAUCGCCCUGUACGACCUCUUUGGCGCGGCAGACGACGACCUCGCCGUCCUCCGCGAAGGCUGCUUCAAGUACUUUGAGCUCGGGGGCGAGUGCGUCGCCGGCCCGGUUGGUCUCCUCUCGGCCCUCACGCCAAAGCCCCUCAUCCUCUUCUACCACUUCUUCUCGGUCGCAUUCUACUCCAUCUACAUCCUCUUCACAGAGGGCCUGCCCACAUCGGGCAAGCGUGCCGCCCCUGCAUGGUCAGAGUUCCCCGGCCUCUUCCUCUUCUCAUUCAAGGUCUUCUACACUGCAUGUGUCGUCUUCCUCCCCGUCAUGGCCAGCGAGUUUAGGAUUUAACACGAGCGAGCCACGCCGCCACGCUGCCACUAGAGCCCGGUGCUACAGUGCUAGACUGUAGUUUUUUUUGGGUCGAUAGAAUAUAUCCCAUGUACAUGCACGCUUUCUACCAGAU
Molecule: messenger RNA, 1913 nt
Organism: Vanrija pseudolonga
Lineage: Eukaryota; Fungi; Basidiomycota; Tremellomycetes; Trichosporonales; Trichosporonaceae
Gene: SQLE
Product: Squalene monooxygenase
Exons: 3
Coding region: 125-1798 (557 amino acids)
Biological process (GO): ergosterol biosynthetic process
Cellular component (GO): membrane; endoplasmic reticulum
Molecular function (GO): flavin adenine dinucleotide binding; squalene monooxygenase activity
Source: RefSeq, a predicted model, not a curated record